CGGGGGCGGCCUAGGCGAUGGCGGCGGGACGGCCGCCGUUCUCGGCGUAGCCCGGGGAGACGCGCGGCUGGAGGAUGGCCUCGCUCGGGCAGGCUGGCGCGGGGGAUCAGGCCCCGGAGUCUGAGGCGGAGCCGGGGGCCGCGGGGCCGCCGCCGUCGCCGACCCCUCUGGGGCCCCUGAUCCCCCUGCAGCGGGAGCCGCUGUACAACUGGCAGGCGACCAAGGCGUCGCUGAAGGAGCGCUUCGCCUUCCUCUUCAACUCGGAGCUGCUGAGCGAUGUGCGCUUCGUGCUGGGCAAGGGCCGCGGCGGCGCGGCCGCCGGGGGCCCGCAGCGCAUCCCCGCCCACCGCUUCGUGCUGGCGGCCGGCAGCGCCGUCUUCGACGCCAUGUUCAACGGCGGCAUGGCCACGACGUCGGCCGAGAUCGAGCUGCCGGACGUGGAGCCCGCCGCCUUCCUGGCGCUGCUGAGAUUUCUCUAUUCAGAUGAAGUUCAGAUUGGUCCAGAAACAGUGAUGACCACUCUGUACACUGCUAAGAAAUACGCAGUGCCAGCCUUGGAAGCACAUUGUGUGGAAUUUCUCACCAAACAUCUGCGGGCAGACAAUGCCUUUAUGUUACUUACUCAGAUACAGGGAGAGAGAGGGAGCACACGAUUCCAUCCUCUGGUUCACUCCCCAAAUGACCGCAACAGCCGGGGAGCCGAAAUGAAUUCCAGGUCUCCCAAGUUGGUGGCAGGAAUCCAGUUUUCGGAGCCAUCACCGCUGCCUCCCAAGGCUCGAUUAUUUGAUGAACCUCAGCUUGCUAGUCUCUGUCUAGACACAAUAGACAAAAGCACAAUGGAUGCAAUAAGUGCGGAAGGGUUUACUGACAUUGACAUUGACACGCUGUGUGCAGUUCUAGAGAGAGACACACUUAGUAUUCGAGAAAGUCGACUUUUUGGAGCUGUUGUGCGCUGGGCAGAAGCAGAAUGUCAGAGACAACAGUUGCCUGUGACUUUUGGAAACAAGCAGAAAGUUCUAGGAAAAGCCCUUUCUUUAAUCCGGUUCCCACUGAUGACAAUUGAGGAGUUUGCAGCAGGCCCUGCUCAGUCUGGCAUUUUGUCGGAUCGUGAAGUGGUGAACCUGUUUCUUCACUUCACCGUCAAUCCCAAACCCCGCGUGGAGUACACUGACCGGCCCCGCUGCUGCCUGCGGGGCAAAGAGUGCUGCAUCAACAGGUUCCAGCAGGUCGAGAGCCGCUGGGGCUACAGCGGAACCAGCGAUCGCAUCAGGUUCACGGUGAACAGAAGAAUCUCCAUCGUCGGGUUUGGCUUGUACGGAUCCAUCCACGGCCCCACGGAUUACCAAGUGAACAUCCAGAUCAUUGAAUAUGAAAAAAAACAAACCCUGGGACAGAAUGAUACCGGCUUUAGUUGUGAUGGGACCGCGAACACGUUCAGGGUCAUGUUCAAGGAGCCCAUAGAAAUCCUGCCCAACGUGUGCUACACAGCGUGCGCCACCCUCAAGGGUCCGGAUUCCCACUACGGCACAAAAGGACUGAAGAAGGUGGUCCACGAGACCCCAGCCGCGAGCAAGACUGUUUUCUUAUUUUUCAGUUCUCCUGGCAAUAACAAUGGCACUUCCAUAGAAGAUGGACAAAUACCAGAAAUCAUAUUUUAUACAUAAUUUAGCAUUACAGUACAUCUUAGCUCAGUAGUACCAUACCGUCUAGUCUCAAAACCAUAAAUAACUGGCCCCCCAAAAAUAGUUGGAGUGUUUGAGUAUUUAUAAUUGUAAAAUAAAAAAAACAUUUUAGUUUCUCAAAGGAGAUAGGAAAAUGUUCAUUGAAAUCUCUGCAUGACCUAAAGGCAGGUUUUCCAUUUCUUACAAUCUUAGAGCAAGAGAACUGGGUGUAAUCGUAUAGAAACAAAAGCGCGGCUAUUUCAGCUCCGUCUUGUAUAACUUCCUAGGUCAGCUGGGUCAUGGUCUUGGAAUAGUUCUGGCAUCGUCUUGUUUUAUAUAGCUGGUUUUGUUUUCUGUUUUUGUUUUAGCUGUUUGGAAGGGUUAGAUGAGUUGGGUCAGUAUUUCUACAGUCCAAAUGAGCUCUCAUAACUAAUUUCAAAGAAUUAAGAACACUGACUUUAUAUUCGGGGGUUUGAAAUAUCUGGUGGCUAGCAUUUGGAGAUGCUAAAAAUAGACCUAAUAAAUGCUCAAGAAAAUGGUCAAUGCAUUUACAGGAACAGAUAUUUUGUAAUAGUAUAGAAACGUGUUACAUAGUACAGUGUAAAACUAUUAAUGGAGUUUGUAUAAAUUCGCCAUAAUGCGAUAUAAGCAAAGUGUGGGCUUGGACUGAUUCCUGUUCAGUGGACGGCGAGGCUCGGCCGCGCCUGUCCGGGGUGCCGCGGGCUGAGCAGCGGCCACUUCAGCACCGCGGUCAGCGCACCUGCGGGGUGCGGGGUGCAGCCGCCCGCGACCUGCUCCAGGGCGGCCCGGCUGUGUUGAGAGCGGAGAGUCAGCAGAGCUUUAUAAACCUUUCUUGUAAAGCGGAUUUUCCUAUCACACCUUUUCCCUUGAAAGGGAUCAUCCUACGAAAAACUGAAGCGCCUGUGAGUUUGCAGUACAUCGAAUCGCUGUGGAAGAAGAUAUUUUCUACAUAGUAAUGGGGUGCACACGUUUUUCCUCUGGAGUCUUGCUCCGUUUGUAUCGUCAGGAAGGUGGGCAGUGGGGCCGAGGCCUGCAGCUGCCGAGGGAGGGGGCUUUCUCCUCUCUGGUUCUGCGGCCCCAGUCGACUGGAACGCCCUCGGAACGUGCUGUUCUGGAUAACUGAAGACUAGCCAGCGAACAGUCGUGCCCCUCACAGAAAGAACUUCUGCCUUAGAGAGCGCAGAGCCAGACUAGCUGUGGGGUUGAUGUUGAAGGCACUUCCCGUGCCUCGGGUGCACUGUGCUAAACCGUGGUUGUGACGGUAUGCGGCCACAGGUGCAGGAACCCCAGCUGUUACAUCGGGACGUCCCCUGGAAUUUUUAAAAAAUAAAUGCACAUUAUCCUUUU
Molecule: messenger RNA, 3029 nt
Organism: Lepus europaeus (European hare)
Lineage: Eukaryota; Metazoa; Chordata; Mammalia; Lagomorpha; Leporidae
Gene: BTBD1
Product: BTB domain containing 1
Exons: 9
Coding region: 75-1664 (529 amino acids)
Biological process (GO): neurogenesis
Cellular component (GO): P-body; cytosol
Molecular function (GO): protein binding
Source: RefSeq, a predicted model, not a curated record